Messenger RNA from Trypanosoma theileri, 1032 nucleotides. RefSeq names its product putative tRNA methyltransferase complex subunit. Gene Ontology annotation, biological process: tRNA methylation. NCBI's taxonomy places the organism in Eukaryota, Euglenozoa, Kinetoplastea, Trypanosomatida, Trypanosomatidae. Bases 1 to 1032 code for a protein of 343 amino acids. Gene Ontology annotation, cellular component: tRNA (m1A) methyltransferase complex; nucleus. The transcript has a single exon. The record is from RefSeq and is a predicted model, not a curated record.
AUGUUAGCACCGAGAGGAGCCAUUGCGGCCGAGGGCGAUGUCGCUCUACUCUUCCGCGGGCAUCUCAACAUCACCCCGCUAAUACUACAACAGGGGGCUAUACUCCACUGCAAGGAGGGAAAGUUUCGCCAUGAUGACAUUAUUGGACGGCCGUACGGUACCCGUGUUGUGGGCCGCAGCAAUAUUAAAGAUGAUACACGCCCCGCUCCCAGCAUGCUUGUACUGCAAAACAGUUCAGACCUGUGGACACAGGCAGUUCCACAUCGUACACAGAUUAUUUACGACACCGAUAUUGCCGUAAUUGUGUUUAAUCUGCGUUUGGGCCCGGGUUGUCGCGUUGCCGAAGCGGGUACUGGCAGUGGUUCCCUCACACAUGCGCUUGCCAAGGCAGUUGCUCCCAAUGGCAUUGUUUACACAUUUGACUUCCAUAAGGGACGAUGUCUGGAGGCGCGACAGGAGUUUCUUCGCAAUGGAUUACCAUCAUCACUGGUGGCAUGCAAUUGGCGAGAUGUUUGCACUACUGCGUGUGAUGAUAACUCUAUCAUUGCUGGUAUUGAUAGUAAAGCAGUGGAAGAAGAUGUAAAUGCGUAUGAUAACCCCAAAAGCGGUUUUGGACUUCCACAACAUCAUGUGGAUGCCGUCUUUUUGGAUCUUCCCGCACCUUGGCAGGCAAUUGAGAAUGUCUUGCAUGUUCUUCGUCCAGGAGGUAUGUUGUGUACCUUUUCACCAUGUAUUGAGCAAUCGCAAAGGACGGCGGAACGAUUACGACAAGAACCAUUUGAGUUUAUUGAUAUUCGCACCGUGGAAGCGCUGACAAAGUACUUGAAACCCAUACAUAAACGUGCUCGUGAGGAUGAUCCACAGUCAUUACGCUUUAAAUUUCGACCGGCUUUGGUAUCGAAAGGACAUAGUGCGUAUCUUACCUUCGCAAGACGACGCCUAGAUAGGAUUCCUGAUCUCGAUACAGAUGAAACUGAACGAAACGAUGGAAGUCCUUCCUAUGGAGAAAACGAAAAGACGGUGGAGAAAUGA